Molecule: messenger RNA, 1172 nt
Organism: Sinocyclocheilus rhinocerous
Lineage: Eukaryota; Metazoa; Chordata; Actinopteri; Cypriniformes; Cyprinidae
Product: ankyrin repeat domain-containing protein 22-like
Exons: 6
Coding region: 191-781 (196 amino acids)
Molecular function (GO): protein binding
Source: RefSeq, a predicted model, not a curated record
AUUGCGUCAUGACGUAUGCGUCAUUGUUACAUGACCACACCCUUAUCUGAAGCGCUGUUUCACACAGUUCGCAUUUCGCAAGGUAGAAAGCAAACAAGUUAGCAAAGGGCUGUUAGUUUUAUUACCUCAGAGUCCGCAUUAAGGAUUUACAAGUUUAAGUUCGUUUCCCUUUAGGGACAGAGGAAGCCAAAUGGGAAUCUUGUACUCAGAGCCUAUGUGUCAGGCAGCUUAUGACGAUGACAUCCAUAAGUUGCAAAAACUGAUCUCAGCCGAUCCCAAAAAUGUAAACGUUCAAGAUGAAGGAACAGGAGACACACCGAUCAUAGCCGCCUGUAGACGGGGACACCUCAGGACUGUCAAAUACCUUCUAGAUUACAAUGCAAAUGUGUCUAUUAGAAAUAAGAAAGAAAGGACUUGUUUGCACUAUGCCACGAGAAGAACAUUUUCCUUCCUGGACUACUUGAUGAUUGCCAUAUUAAUGCCUAUCUUGUUAAUUGGUUAUCUUAUAAUGGAAGAGAAGCAAAGAAAAAAUGUGAAAUUGAUGGAGCUUCUGUUGGCCACUAAGGUGGAAGUAAAUGCUGUAGACUGUCUUUGCUUUUUUCAGAAGGGGAACACUGGACUUCACUAUGCAUGCCAAAGAAAAAGUCAAAGGAUCAUUCCACUGUUAUUGGAGAAAAAUGCAGAUGUUUCAGUACAGAACAAAAAUCAUGAAACCCCACUAGAUAUUGCAAAGAGACUACAAUUCCACAAAAUUGUUACAAUGUUAACAAAAUCAAUGUGAGUAAUAAUAGAGGACAUGAGAGAAGAGACGUGUUUCAUGUGCAGCAGCAGUGGGGUCCUUUACAAUUCACCAGCUGAGUUUAAGAUUGGGUUUUCACCAAUUGUCAAAAUUUUUUACACUUUGAACCACACAUAAUGUUUGAACACACUUAAUGUCAUAAGAAAUGCAUUUCUCAGAUGAAGGAUGUAUUUACGCAUAUUUGAUUUAGUUUUUCAUUUGAUUACUCAUAUUUGUGUUGUUCUUAUAUUGUAUAUUGAUAAUUUAAUGUACUGUAUAUGUAUAUUCAGUUUGUUUUAAAGUGUUAAAGUUUGUUUUUUUAUCACUGUUAAGAUUUCAAAUGGAUUUGGAUUGUGUCAAAUUGUUGGUUUAAAAGUAAAACCUCUCACUAAGC